This is a messenger RNA of Suncus etruscus (white-toothed pygmy shrew), 1396 nucleotides long. RefSeq names its product G protein-coupled receptor 142 (gene GPR142). The coding region runs from base 1 to 1278 and encodes 425 amino acids. Gene Ontology annotation, molecular function: G protein-coupled receptor activity. The transcript is spliced from 6 exons. NCBI's taxonomy places the organism in Eukaryota, Metazoa, Chordata, Mammalia, Eulipotyphla, Soricidae. Gene Ontology annotation, cellular component: membrane. The record is from RefSeq and is a predicted model, not a curated record. Gene Ontology annotation, biological process: G protein-coupled receptor signaling pathway.
AUGUGGCCACCAGGGGACAGAAAGCCCUGCACUGUGAACGAGGCGCCCAGGAGGCCGUACCAGGGUGCACACUACUCCAAACCUUUCUCUUGGUCUUCUCAAAUUGCCCCUUCGUCCCCCACCCAACCUCAGCCUGACCCUCCUGCCCUCCCAGGCUCCCUGGAGAAUCGGGUGGCAGCACAACCCCAAGAAAGCAGUAAGAUGACUCCGGAUUCAGGUCCCCGGAGUGUGAGGCUGGAGGGACGAGAGACAGCUGGGCAGCCCCGCGGGGCUCUGCUCCCCUCACCGAACAGCAGCGGCCCUGGCCAGGGCUUCCAAGGCUACUGGCCCGAGAUCCCUGAGCGGUCCCCGUGCGUGGCUGGAGUGGUCCCUGUCAUCUACUACAGCGUCCUGCUGAGUCUGGGGCUACCUGUCAAUCUCCUGACUUCAGUGGCCCUGGCCCGCCUGGCCUCGAGGACGAGGAAACCCUCCUACUACUACCUGCUGGCACUCACCGCCUCGGACAUCGUCACGCAGGUGGUCAUCGUGUUCGUGGGCUUCCUCCUGCAGGGAGCUGUGUUGGCCCGGCAGGUGCCACAGGCUGUGGUUCGAACUGCCAACAUCCUGGAGUUUGCCGCCAACCACGCAUCAGUGUGGCUGGCAGUACUGCUCACACUGGACAGGUAUAGUGCACUGUGCCACCCGCUGCACCACCGUGCCACCUCGUCCCCGGGUCGCACACGCAGGGCCAUCGGCGUGGUGCUCAGCGCCGCACUGCUCACUGGCAUCCCCUUCUACUGGUGGCUGGACGUGUGGCGAGAUGCGGACCCCCCAAGCACACUGGAUGAGGUGCUCAAAUGGGCCCACUGCCUCACUGUCUACUUCGUCCCCUGUGCCAUCUUUCUGGUCACCAACUCGGCCAUUGUGUGGCGGCUGCAUCACCGUAGGCGGCUCCAACCCGGUGUGGGCCGGAGUACUGCCAUCCUGCUGGGUGUCACCACGCUGUUCACCCUCCUCUGGGCACCCCGCAUUAUUGUCAUGCUUUACCACCUGUACGUGGCCCCCGUGCACCGGGACUGGAGGGUCCAUUUGGCCCUGGACGUGGCCAACAUGGUGGCCAUGCUCAACACCGCCGUCAACUUUGGCCUCUACUGCUUGGUCAGCAAGACUUUCCGGGCUGCUGUGCGUGGUGUCAUCCGCGAUGCCCACUUGCCCUGUGCCCUGGGCGCAAGGUCAGAUAGCACGGGGGCGGCACCUGUGCUGAAGCCUCCAGAGUCCCCACAGAGGGCAGGGUUGUAGAGCCAAGGGGGGCUUCGAAGAGGUUCCUGGCUGCAGGGUAAGGCAUCCCUAUGGUUGUGCCCUUUGCAAUGGGGAUGGGAGGGAGGGAGGAAGGUUUCCAGGGAGAAGAGAGGGCAGG